This is a messenger RNA of Ixodes scapularis (black-legged tick), 1452 nucleotides long. RefSeq names its product omega-amidase NIT2. Lineage: Eukaryota; Metazoa; Arthropoda; Arachnida; Ixodida; Ixodidae. The record is from RefSeq and is a predicted model, not a curated record. Gene Ontology annotation, molecular function: omega-amidase activity. Bases 353 to 1213 code for a protein of 286 amino acids. Gene Ontology annotation, biological process: oxaloacetate metabolic process; L-glutamine metabolic process. Gene Ontology annotation, cellular component: mitochondrion. The transcript has a single exon.
GAUGCGUUCAAUUGUUCAGUUUCAGACUCGGUGAGUUUUAGUUCCAAUUUCCAAAGUGUCAAAUUUACCACAACAAGCUUAAAUAUAAAGGUUUGUCAAAAGGCGUUUGAAUAAGUUCCAAAUAUUCAGCUCAACGAGGCCCCUCUAUCUCGUCGAUUGAGCUAUCGUUAUUUUUUUAUUAUUAUUUCCAGUGAAGUACAGCUCUACAAACGUCAUCUUGAACACCCGAACACGUCCUACUCACGUCAACAGAAAUCUGCGGGUGGUUCGAUACGGUUCGACAGGCUCGAUACGUUGGUACAAGGUGCGUUGGAACCACGGUUAACAGUGUGAAACAUUGCAGUCAAGAAUCAUGUCAACCAACAGGUUUCGCUUGGCCCUACUCCAGCUCGCCGUGAAAGCCAACAAGGCGGAGAACCUCGAAAAAGCGAGUAAGCAAAUCAAGGAGGCGGCUUCUAGGGGUGCUAACAUGGUCUGCCUUCCCGAAUGUUUCGGUUUCCCGUAUGGGACGCAGUACUUCCCGCAGUACGCCGAGACCAUCCCCGGCGAGACCAGCGAGAUGCUCUCGCGCUGCGCAAGAGAAAACCAGGUCUACCUCAUCGGCGGCUCCAUGUCGGAGAGCGAAAACGGGAAGCUCUACAACACCUGCCUCGUCUACGGACCGGACGGUUCGAUGCUGGCCAAGCACCGCAAGGUGCACCUCUUCGACAUCGACAUCCCCGGUAAAAUAACCUUCAGGGAGUCGGACUGCUUUACGGCGGGCGACGGACUGACCACCUUCGACACUCCCUUCUGCAAGGUGGGCGUCGGGAUAUGUUACGAUCUUCGGUUUGCACCUUUGGCUCAGUUGUACGCGCAGCGCGGCUGCAAGCUGCUGGUGUACCCUGGAGCGUUCAACAUGACCACUGGUCCGCUGCACUGGGAAAUCCUUCAGAGGGGUAGGGCGGUUGAUAACCAGGUUUAUGUGGCGUCGGUGUCGCCCGCGAGGGAUGAAGCGGCAUCUUACGUCGCGUGGGGACACAGCAUGUUGGUGGACCCGUCUGCUAAGGUGGUUCAGUCGGCCGGAGCUGGCGAAGAGCUCGUGCUUGCAGAGGUGGACCUGGAUCAUCUGGCUAUGAUCAGGGACCAGAUUCCCGUGACCAAACAGAAGAGGGAUGAUCUGUACAAGGUGGUGAGCUGUAAGGAUGGAGAAAAUAAUGUCCUGGCUUCCUAGAAGACUGUGACCUGUGACUUCAGCAAAGCGGUGAUUUUUUGCCGUCUGCACUGCCAGGAGCACUACAAAAGUCUCGUCGUCUUAUGCAUGACAUCUUUAGUUACGGUUAGCUACUGAUGCCUGAUAGGAUAAGGAAUUUAGUGGGUGUAUAUUUCUCUUCUUUUUUUGUGUGUAUGAUUUGUUUUGUAUUCAUUAGGAGUAAACUGUACGAGCUCAGCUCGUGAGUUUAGGGUCUACAA